ACGGCACUGGCCGCCGCCCGUCGACUCGUUACCAGUGCGGCAGCGCCUCGCCGUCGCCGGCAAUCCGGUUGGCUCACCGGCCGACUGGUCCCGUCGCCGGGCUCGCCCCUCCGCCACCCAACUGGUGGAGGUGGAGCAGGAGUACUCGAGUAUGAAUCCUGUGGGGCCUCUGUCUCGCGCUCCCUCCUCAGUCGCUUACUCCUGCCAAGCGCGCAGCCUCACUCAAACCCUGCUCUCCAGCCUCGCCGGCGACCGCCUCCGACGCCUCCUCCCGGCUUCCCAUGCCCGCGCCGUCGUCUCAGAAGGUCUCGGUAACCUGUUCCUCGCCAACCUUCUCCUCCGUGGUUACUCCAAGCUCGGUCUCCUCCUCGACGCCCGCCGCCUGUUCGACGGAAUGCUGCACCGGAACCUCGUAUCCUGGUCAUCGGCCAUCUCCAUGUACGCGCAGCAUGGCGGCGACGACCAAGCUCUUUUCCUCUUUGCAGCGUUCAGGAAAUCAUCUGACGAGGUGCCCAACGAGUUCUUGCUUGCCAGUGUCCUGCGGGCCUGCACGCAGUCCAGGGCUGUUCCUUUCGGCGAGCAAGUGCAUGGUACUGCCCUCAAGCUUGGCCUGGAUGUUAAUCUCUACGUUGGCACAGCGUUGAUCAACCUGUAUGCAAAGGUUGCCUUCAUGGAUGCGGCGAUGCGGGUGUUCCAUGCCCUCCCCGCAAAGAACCCAGUCACUUGGACAGCAGUCAUCACUGGCUACUCUCAGAUUUGCCAGGGCGGACGUGCCCUGGACUUGUUUCAAAAGAUGGGGGUUCAAGGUGUCCGUCCUGACAGGUUUGUGCUAGCAAGUGCUGUCAGUGCCUGCUCUGCGCUUGCCUUUAUACAAGGAGGCAGGCAAAUACAUGGUUAUGCUUAUCGAAGUGCAGCAGGAAUGGAUGCUUCAGUGAUCAAUGCACUGAUGGAUCUUUAUUGCAAGUGCUCUAGACCGUUAGUGGCUCGGAAGCUGUUUGAUCACACAAAGAACCAUAAUCUUGUGUCUUGGACAACAAUGAUCGCUGGUUAUAUGCAGAAUUCACUUGAUGCUGAAGCCAUGGACAUGUUCUGGCGGAUGUGUCGAGUUGGAUGGCAGCCAGAUGUCUUUGCUUGCACAAGUACCUUGAAUUCGUGUGGCUCAUUGGAGGCUAUAUGGCAAGGAAGGCAGAUACAUGCACAUGCCAUAAAGGCUAACCUGGAGACUGAUGAGUAUGUCAAGAAUGCUCUCAUUGACAUGUAUGCUAAGUGCGAUCAUUUAACUGCUGCAAGAGCGGUAUUUGAUGCCUUGGCGCAUGAUGAUGUGAUUUCUUACAAUGCGAUAAUUGAAGGAUAUGCAAGGCAAGGUGAUCUUACAGAAGCGCUUCAUAUAUUCCAUAAAAUGAGAUAUUGCUCUCUAAGGCCAAAUCUAUUGACCUUUGUUUCGCUCCUUGGGGUGUCAUCAUUUCAGUCAGCUAGUGAAUUGAGCAAACAGAUUCACGGUCUCAUCAUCAGAUCAGGAACUUCAGUAGACCUGUACGUGGGGAGUGCUCUAAUUGAUGCCUAUUCUAAAUGUUCCCUCGUGGAUGAUGCCAAGGCUGUGUUUCUUAUGAUGCAAAACAGGGACAUAGCCAUAUGGAAUGCCAUGAUAUUUGGCCACACCCAGAAUGAGCAAGGCGAAGAGGCAGUAAAACUCUUCAACCAGCUUCGUAUCUCUGGGGUAACACCUAAUGAGUUCACAUUUGUAGCACUAGUAACUGCGGCAAGCAACUUGGCAACCAUGUUCCAUGGGCAGCAGUUUCAUGCCCAGAUCAUUAUAGCAGGUGCUGACAUGGAUCCUCAUGUUUCAAAUGCUCUUAUAGACAUGUAUGCAAAGUGUGGCUUUAUUAAAGAAGGAUGGUUGUUGUUUGAGUCAACAUGUGGGAAGGAUGUCAUUUGUUGGAACUCAAUGAUUUCGACAUAUGCACAGCAUGGUCAUGCUGAAGAAGCCCUUAGAGUUUUCCAGCUGAUGAGAGAGGCCAGAUUAGAACCAAACUAUGUCACUUUUGUUGGUGUGCUAACAGCAUGUGCUCAUGCAGGUCUUGUGGAUGAAGGUUUACACCAUUUUAACUCUAUGAAAACAAAAUAUGGUAUUGAACCAGGUACUGAGCAUUAUGCUUCUGUUGUCAAUCUUCUCGGCCGUUCAGGAAAAUUGCAUUAUGCUAAGGAGUUUAUUGAAAGGAUGCCAAUCAAACCAGAGGCAGCUGUUUGGAGGAGCUUGCUGAGUGCCUGUCGUCUCUUUGGUAACGUUGAAAUUGGGAGGUAUGCUGCUGAAAUGGCACUCUUGGUAGAUCCAUCAGACAGUGGCCCUUAUGUACUACUGUCAAAUGUUUAUGCCUCCAAAGGGUUAUGGGCUGAUGUGCAGAAGCUAAGACUGGGGAUGGACUAUGCUGGGAUGGUGAAGGAACCAGGUUAUAGUUGGGUUGAGGUGAUGAAGGAGGUUCAUACUUUCAUUGCAAGUGGGACAGAACACCCACAGGCAGAAUCCAUAUAUGCAGUACUGGAUGAGCUGACGAGUCUACUGAAAGAUUUUGGCUAUCUCCCUGAUACAUCUGAACUUUCAUUACUUGGUGAUUAUGGUUAGUGCUACUUGCUCAGUGGUCACCAGUUACUUUCAUAAGAUGGACCACUCUAAUUCAGUAUCUACACAAUAUUGACUCUGGUAUGAUGAGGCAGUCAUGUAGUGGCUUUAGAAUAUUACUGUGAUUUACAACUGUCCAUUCCAAAACAAUUUCUGACUGGUCACUACUUAUUGACCAAGACGAGCAUUGGGACAGAGGAUCAGAUAUUAAGAGAGAAAAAUCCGAGCAUAUAUUUACUAUCAACUCAGAUCUUUGAGAUUUGUAACCGCAUAAAAAAAUUGGAUGUGAAGUUUCACUGACGCACAUACACAGAUAGUGGAGUCAAGUGAUUUGGUAACAGCAUCAGAUUUUGGCUUAGAGAAAAGUUAAUAAUGUUAAACUGAUUCAUUGACCGAUAAGAAGCUCUUGUUUACAGCUAUUUCGUUGGCCAGUAACCGAGAUAAACAUAUGUGGUGUAUUUUCCUUACUAACUGAUUCCCAGAGAAAAAAACCUUAUCGAACUUCUUACUCUUAAUGUUUAGCUAUUAGAAAGUUUUCCCCUUGGUCGCUGGUUGUAUCAUGAGAUAACGGAUCGGGCUCGGCUUUCUCUCCAAAAAAAAUAGGACUAAUUUUCUUACGUCCUUAUUAUUGCUUUCCCACAUCAAAUGUUGUGGAACUGCUGAUACAUCAGCAGGUAGUCAUACACAAAACUUAUCUGACUGCUCCACUGGGACAAAUCUCUGGAAAUAAUCUCCAUGGAAAGGUAAAAAUCUGUUAUGUUGGUGCAAGGACUGUGCUGCUAUUAUAUAUAGGUGGGAUCAUACUUGAUUCAGGAUCAUACUUGGUGCAAGGAGCAUGAAGUCAUUCAACAUAAUCCAAAAAAAAGGUCAUUCAACGUGGUCUUGGUCACUGAUAAUGCAAGAGUGAGUUUAUUGAAGGUAAACAAUAUGGCCAUAUGGGUUAUGUGGAGUUUGAUUAGUGAUGCUACAUACAUUUUUUGAGGACUUCAAACAUGUGUUUACUGGCCUCUUGGAUAGUUGGAUCCAUAGAUAUCACCUUCAAAAUGAUGUGCUUUGGUCACAGAUCAUUAGAUUUAAAUAUAAGACUGAACAUCUAAACCUGUUUUGCUGCCCUGAACGAAAUGUUUCUCCUUUUUGGGAAGGAGUACAGUGGGCAGCUCAAGCAGCUGCUAUGGGCUAUCAAUGGUUGGUUGGUAACGGGGACAGAAUCAGGUUUUGGAAAGAACAUUGGUUCAGGAACUCGAGCUUAGCUGUCCAGUUUUGGCAUUUAUAUGUCAUCAACAAUGAACACGGUGCUACCAUUAGUCAAGUUUGGGAUGGAACUGAUUUGAAAUUAACUUUUAGAAGAACGGUUUCCCAACAGCUUAUGCUGCAAUGGGAAGAAUUGUUCCAGGUUGCUAGCAGUGUUGUUCUCAACAAUGAGGAAGAUGCUGUCAUUUGGAAAUUCAAUUCUAAUGGCAAAUAUUCAGUGCAAUCGCUGUACGCGGUGCUGAGCUUUAAAGGGGUUUACCGUCUACAUUUUGGCAAUGUGGAAAUUAAACACCCCUCCAGAGUCCACAUUUUCCUUUGGUUGCUGUACAAUAAUAAGCUUCUAACUAGAGAUAAUCUACAAAAAAGAAUGGAAGUGGCUGAUAGGUA
Messenger RNA from Panicum virgatum (switchgrass), 4255 nucleotides. RefSeq names its product pentatricopeptide repeat-containing protein At4g39530-like. Gene Ontology annotation, biological process: RNA modification. The transcript has a single exon. The record is from RefSeq and is a predicted model, not a curated record. Bases 152 to 2620 code for a protein of 822 amino acids. Gene Ontology annotation, molecular function: protein binding; RNA binding. Lineage: Eukaryota; Viridiplantae; Streptophyta; Magnoliopsida; Poales; Poaceae.